This is a messenger RNA of Durusdinium trenchii, 2861 nucleotides long. NCBI's taxonomy places the organism in Eukaryota, Dinophyceae, Suessiales, Symbiodiniaceae. The record is from the annotation of a GenBank genome assembly.
AUGAUUGCAGCAGAAGUGGUUGCAGAUCAUGGCUCUUACCUUUCGUAUGAACGUAGAGUAGAAGGUUUGUCAGUUGGCUCAGCUCUUGAAUGUGGCGGCAAGGGCAAUUCUGCCGAGUGUCGCAAGAUAGUUGCUUGCUUGGAGGGCCCCUUGCGGCGAGCCAAUGCUCAAGCAAUGCAGAAGGCCACAAGAUCAAGCAUUGCCAUGGACAAAUCCGGUGACAUCACAUUGCUCAUUUCUCGCAUGCUCUUGCCAGAGGGCAUCUUCGAUUGUGUGCUAGGCCUUGAACUUGACGCUGGCCACCAAGUUGCUGAUCUCAAGAAUGCAACCCGUGCAAUCCUCCAGCGGUCUGCUUGCUUCUCGGAGAAGCCACGCCGGGAAGGGAGUGUCUACCGGUCUGAGGAUGAUGAGUUGGACAAGUCUGAGGAGAUCUUACGCUCCUUCUGCGCAACAGUGUCUUGCGCCGUGGCAGAUGGUGGUCCGGUUGAGCAAAGGGCUCUCUUUGACAUGUCACCUUUAGGGCGCUCACUCACUGCUGUGCCCGACGUGAUGUUCAGCAACUUGCGCUUGAUUGACAGAGACAGGCCACACCGACACCGAUCUGUGCUUCGUGGUACUUGGAGCGCCAUGCAAGAGAAAGUCACAACGUUUUUGGAGGCUUUAGUCACAGGCCCUCGGAGCUUAGCGAGCCUCUUGGAGACAAACUGCAGAUACAGGAAACUCUUUGAGGAGUCCCAGGCGGAAGAGAAAGGAGAAACCGGCCUUGGCUUUGCGAAGACCAUCCGGAACCUGGCCUAUGCUGAACAGCGGUACGACAGCCGUGCCAGGCCUUUGUUCAGGCUGUUCACUUUACUACCAGUUGCUAUAGACACGCUGCAGAAACUCACUCAAAGCUCAGCACCGUCUGAGCGAGAGAGUGUGCAAGUAGCCAAGGACCUUUUGGAGCAGUUUAGCGGAGAUUCUGGUUUUACAACUGUGAUCAAUGCUGCAGUUGCUGCCGACGCCAUGGUAAUCGGAUGGGGCUAUAUUCGGCUUGACGACUCAGCAGCCGCAGACUAUUCACUGACAGGUCCAAGAGCUGCUGAACUGUUACAGACCACGCGGGCUUUGCUGGCAUCUGGCGGGCUGUUCCUAUCAGAGGCCGAUGGUACCCUGACCCAUGCGGCGCUACGUGCAAUGACGGGCCGAGUGGUAUUCCUUGGUAGCGAUGCUUCGACCGACAGCAAUUGCUUUGCAGCUUUCAACCUGGAGUCUGACAAUAUCCAUAUCAAUGACCGCAAGCGCUUUUUGAAAGCCCUGGCCACCAGAUUCAACCUUGAUUCUGGCGAAGUCUGGAAAGCCUUCAUCGGAAAUGGCCUCCUUUGUCGUGCUUUGUGGCAUGCUUCGCCAGCUGGUGUAUGCGUCGCUGCUUCAGACAAGCCCAAGCGGCCUUCCAGCAAGAGAUUGGUGUGCCACGAGCCGGAAACAAUUUCCCAACGAGCUUGGCUCCGAACGUGGCAAGAAGCCCGGAAGAGUGGCAGCAAAUCAACUGCGUGCCUCCACUUGAUCGAAGUCUUCUUGAGCAGCAUGUCCAACUCGGGCACCGUGGAUAGAUUCCUGGGGUUGUGCAAGCUGACGCAGUUGCGCCGCGGGCAUGUUGACCAAGGUGGUCUUGAAGCAGCUUUGAAGGUUUUGACGCAAGAUUUAGGCGGUCGCAGAAGGGAACCUUUGAACCCCAAGCAGUUGCUGACUGAAGCCGUGCCUCGACAAGCUUCAGCUGGAGGUGGGCAAGUUCGAUCUCCAGCAUCCCAGUAUUGCUUGCAGUCCAUGCGGCUGUACAAGCUUUGGUAUGGUGAAAGGAAUUGCGCAGGCCGAAGUUUGGAGCCAUGUGCUAAUGUGAUCGGUACAUUGAAAGCUUCCAAGCCUCGGUUGUCUUCGCUCCGUGCUUCGAAUCCUAAAGCAGAAGGCCAGCAACUCAAACAGCACGCAGCUUCUGUGAAGGCCGCAGUGGAGAAGGUGAAUGAAGGAGGUGGAGGAGUGGGGUCAGGCCCGCUUGGCCCCAUCCACUUUCCAAAAGAGGCCCCCCAUGCGCUUUCAGCCCAGUCAAAAGCUUGUUGGGACAUGGCUCGGAGGAAGAGGCCUGGUGAUGUGAAAGAAGGUGACGCAAAGCGGCAAAGAUCUAGCGCCGCUGAAGUUUGCACAGAUACCAUUGAUAAACAGAGGCAUGUCCUGAAGCAAAAAGAAGCUGCCAAACUCCGAGAAAGGCCAAACGAGCCCACGCCGUAUGUUGAUGCGAAAGGUGGCCUCAUGCGGCCAGAAGUUCCACCCUCGUGCCAGAAGCCAAAGCCACCACCUGCUUUGCCGCAAGAACCGCGCUUGCACCGUGCAGACGAUUGCAAGCGGCCAGUGCCACUGAACCUUGGCCUGAGGAGAGUUCUUGGGGAUGAGGUGCCCGAUUUGUACCUCGUGCGCAAUGUCUUGGAAUCUUGGGAAAGUCCCACCGGGCUGUACGCCCGCAUUGCUGGUGGUCGUCUUGUCGACCAUAGUUGGCUUGAUUCUCUGGCCGGGAAGGGCGAGAAGGGUGCCGGCACGUGCUUCUAUUUCUCCAGCUUCAUGCGAAAGCAUCACAUAGUCCUGUUCCUGACGGCAGCUUUUUGCAGGCAGCAUCCUGACCAUAUGAGAAUCCUUGAACAUUGCUGCAGCAUCAGCCCGACGUUGAAAGUUGGGAAGUCUGACCGAAAGAGGCUGGAAGUGACCACAGACAAAAUGCCAGAGAAGUUGGAAUUUCCUACAAAAUCUUUUCGUUUGGUCGGUGAUGAACCCAGCCACGCUGACGAGAAGCCGUCGCUGACUUUGCCGGCCUUGCUGUUGAAGUGCACAAG